Messenger RNA from Mangifera indica (mango), 546 nucleotides. Its product is annotated as protein HEADING DATE 3A-like. The coding region runs from base 1 to 546 and encodes 181 amino acids. Lineage: Eukaryota; Viridiplantae; Streptophyta; Magnoliopsida; Sapindales; Anacardiaceae. The record is from RefSeq and is a predicted model, not a curated record. The transcript has 5 exons.
AUGGCCCUUAAGGACAAAGAUCCUCUUGUUGUUGGGCGAGUUGUGGGGGAUGUUGUUGACAACUUCACUAAAUCUAUUGCUCUUACUGUUAGCUAUGGCCACAAGUUGGAUGUUUACAAUGGUGUUGAAUUCAAGCCCUCUCAAGUUACCAAACAGCCUAAGGUUUCUAUUGGUGGAAGUGAUUUCAGGAACUUGUACACUUUGGUCAUGGUGGAUCCUGAUGCACCCAGUCCAAGUGACCCCACACUUAAAGAGUACUUGCAUUGGUUGGUGAUUGACAUUCCAGAAACUAGAGAAGCAACUUAUGGCAAUGAGGUUGUUUCUUAUGAGAGCCCAAAGCCAACAGUUGGAAUUCACAGGUUUGCUUUUGUUCUUUUUCGUCAACCAGGAAUCCAACCUGUGUAUGCACCAGGAUGGCGCCAGAACUUCAUCACCAGAGACUUUGCCGAGCUUUACAAUCUUGGAUCCCCUGUGGCUGCUGUGUUUUUCAAUUGCCAGAAGGAGACAAAGACCUCUUCCACCUCGUCGAGCUCAUGGAAACGCUAA